UUCUCCCUCUAUCUUCGUACCACGACAACUAGUUUCUCUCUUCUCUCUCUCCAGCCACACUGCCCAAGUGUGCGCAUGCGUGUACAUCACGGCGUGCAAGGAUGGAAGGAAGAAGGAGGGAAAUAAAAGGAGACCCAGGAAAGAAACAGACAAACGUACACGGGAGCGAAAACAAAAUUAAUAAUAAUAAACUCUGUGGUCUAUCCAGGAACAGCAGUCUAUACCCAGGAACUUGCAACGGGAAAAUAUCUGUGACCGGAACUGUGAAAGGUUAAAAAGGGAAGAAGAUCUCGUUGGGCGCUGUAUACAUCGUCAAUUCCAGCUCAGAUCAGAGCUGCUAUCCUUCUCUCUUACCCUUUCUACGUAUAUAUCCCCUCUCUCUCUUUACUCUUUCCUCCACUUUCGGAUCAAUAGCAGAGCAGAGCAGCAGAGUCCCGAGUGAGAGCGAGCACACACACACACACAACAUCAGAAGGAGAGAUGUGCUGCAAGGCAAACUGAAAAGGAUGAAAAAAGGGGGAGGAAGAAGAAGGAGACAGGCGGAGGGAGGAAAGAAGAAGGAAAAAGAAAAAGCCAAACAGCCGUGUAACGCAUGUUCAAUCAGCAGCACACACCAGCCGAAGAAGAAAAAAUGAUUUUCAGAUGGAAAAGUGAACGAAAGAAGAUGUACUGCAUGAAAUCAUAUUUGACUGUGAGCGACAUUUUCUUGUCCGAUAUGAAAGAAGAAGAAAAAUUUGUGAUUGGCGAUUGCUGCAGCCGGAAACUUUGUGUGGUGGUGGUGGUGGUGGACAGCUAGGGACGAUGUCGACCAUCGUUUGAUAUGCCACAGGAGCGGCUACACAAGUCGGCCACCGGCUUAUCAUUUCGUUGGCCGUCCCAUUGGAAAGACGUGACCCGUUGCCAUCAUCAUCAGCCAUAUCGGAGACUUGGAUUUGUCCUAUUUACUGCACAGUGGAACUACCGCCUGCUAUUGGCCGUUAUUACUCUCACACGCUCCUCUCGUGACGUCUCGGAAAUAAAAAAAAAAAAUCAAAAUUUGGAUGCCUUCCGGAUGGAUGAAAAGCAAGAAGAUGGAGGAUUAUAUAUGCCGGGGUUGAAGUUUGCGAGUAGCUCAUAUCGACUUUGAGUGUUGUGGAUGUGUGUGUGUGGGUAUUAUGGCCUUUUAUUUAGUGGAUAGGAGCAGUUGUAGGAGUAGUAGUAGUUGGAACUGAACCCAGGAGCACCCCUCUCUCUUGCUAGACUGAUGGAUGAGCAGGAAUAUCGAUCAAGUAUAUGUUUGGGGGGUAUAUACACAGUUACGUUUCGGGCCAGCCUUCGUUUCCAUGGCGACCAGUCAAUAACAAAAGCCUGGGCCCUGAAGGCCGCCGAUCUGUUUACGGCCAUCUGCAGCUUGGAACGGAACUCGCCCGUAGUCCCGCCGGUCGCCGGAAUUUCUCUGAUGGAAGAAUGAGAGACUUGAUCGUGAAAAUAAAUACAGAUCCAGCCGUAGGAGCCAGUGGUGGUGGUGGUGGCGGCUUGGCUGCCGCCAAUCAACAGACGACCAACAGAAGAAACAGGAGCCCCAUGGUGGAUAAUGGCGCGAUCCGAGCAGGAACAGGAGAUGGACUAUCUCUGACAGUUCGAUCACUCAGAGAAGACGAUGGACUCAGCACGGAUGACGGAAGCGACAGCGGAACAGCCGGAACGCCGACCAGUCAAACUGCAGGAUAUUGGCCCGACCUGGAAGUCCUCGAUCCUGACCAUCCCAUCCUGGAGCGUUUCCAGGCCAAUUUGACGCAGUUGCUGGACGAAGAGGAUCAACAGCUGACGCUGAAAAUCCUGGAAGCGGAAGAGAAACGCAAGUGCGUCCUGCGCGAGAGGAAGAAGAUUUCGGCCGGACUGGAUGAGAUGAAACGACUCAAUGAGCGGAGUCGAGUGACACUCCGCAAGGAGAAGGAAGCCCUCGACGUGGAAAAGGCCAAACGACUCCAGGUGGAAGGUGACGUCCUUCCGGAGAAGAAACAACAAUUCGAAAGUCUCGAACGAUUGCUGGGAGACGUUGAGUCCGCCGACGGCCUUUUGGAGAAGGAUUUGGAGUCGGGACGCAAGAAGUUGGCCACAAUCCGCCAGCGUCUGGAGGAGCAACAGCAACAACUGGCCCAAGCCAGGGGCCAACUGGAUCAAGGACAUCGCCAACGGGAUUCCAACCAAGCUCAUAAACUCCUCCAGGAUGUGGUGAUCAAUCAGCUGCUGUCGGAUGUUGAGGCCGCCGAAUGGAAGCGCAACCAGAUGGAGAACGUUCUGCUGGAUGAGGAGCAGUUGACGGCCGGAUUAAGGGAUGCCAUCCGCGGAGCUCACGCCCAAGUUGCGGCAAUCAACACGGAAAAGAUCCGGCUCAACCAGAGCUGGCAAUCCAGCUUGUUGGCCUUACAGAAGAAUAACGAGGCCCUAGCGGCCGUUCACCAAUCCAUCAGGAACGAAGAAGCCCGCCGAGAUGAAAUCAAUCGCUGCUGGGCUAUUGGCGAAAAGGAGACGACGGAAUUGGCUUCGAAACGGACCAACGUUCAAUUCGAAUUAGGGCGGCUGGAACGGAAGAUAACUAAUCUGGAAACGCAGUGCCAGACGCGGGAGGCGCAAAAGAGCUCAGACGAUCAACGCAACCGUCAUCUCGAGUCCAUCAUCCGAUCUCGGGAGGAAGAGCUUCAAACGCUGAUAAGGGAGGCGGAGCUGCUGGCCAAGAGCGAGAGCGAUGCCCUGGACCGUCUGCAGGCCCAGCGGUGCAAAAACAAGACCCUGGAGGCGGCCAUACUCGAUCAAGUCUAUCGGAGUGUGGCCUGCGAUCAGGAAGCGCAGGCCAUUUAUCGGCACAUCCGCCAAAUGGAAGAAGCUUCCACCGAACUGGAUUUCGAAAUUGCCAAAGCCGAGAGUCGUAAUGGACGUGCGCUGCUGGAGCGCGAUGAUCUGGAGAAGGAAUUGCAGGAGAAGACGAAAGAGCUGGAAGAGAAGCAAGGCCAAGUCGCCGCCAGGGACGGGCAAAUCAAACGACUCGAGGCGGAAUUGAGCGAGCAACAGAAACUGUUGGAGAGGAAGGAAAUGCAUUGGGCGAAACAAAAAGUGACGCUGGACGAGCUGCGGGCCACUCUUGAAGAGAAUCAGGCCCGCACUGAAGAGGAAAGAGUCGUGCGGGCCCUGCAGGAGCAGCUGGAUCAAGUUCGUCAGACAACCGAUAGUCUCCAGCGUCAAUGGUCGGAAGCCGAGCAGCAAUUGCUUCAAGUGGCAAUGACACGAGAUAUCCAGGCCGUCGAGGAGGAGAAACUUCGUGAGGAGAUCGCCGUGUGGGAUGAAAAGAAGAAGCGACUCCUCCGUGAAGUAGCCGGAUUGAAGCAAACGCAAUUGCAGUGCAAGAGAUCCAUCCACGGCUGGCGAGAGUACUUGCAGCAGCUGGACGCCCGACUGGCCCAGCAGUCGGCCAACAAAGAAAGCCUAGAGCGUCACAAUCAGCACUUUCAACACCAGUGGCAGCUCCAUCUCGAGGAACCGGAGCGGAAGGUUCACCGAGUCCGUGAGGAAAUCCUCCAACUUCGUGCUCAAAAAUCCAACCUGGAAAUCAGUUUAUGUGACCUGAACAAAGUGAUUGUUUUGUGGACGGGCAAGUUGGCGGACAUUCGCGAAGCUCAAAGUUACUACCAAGCCGAGCGUUCCGAUGCCGGAUCGCUGGCCCUACUCCAAGCAGAGAAACACCGACUCCAGGUGCAAGAGGUCCAGCUGAGGAAGGAUCAAGAACUGCUCAACCACCAACUGCAGAAAGCCGUUCUGGGCCGAUCCGUGCUCAACACCAAGGCCGACAUCAGGACCGGAGUCGGACAUAAGACGAGGAUCGUCAAGGAGCCGGUCGACUCCAACGCCUGGCACAAGAUCCUCUCGAAAGAAAUCGCCAAACGCCGCAAGGAGGUUCUCAAGCUGAAGCAAUCGAUCACCGAGAGGAAGGCAGUCAACGCGGAGCUGACGGCGCAGCGCGACUCUCUACGAGAUUCACUCGAGAUGGACCGUAAUAGACUCGAACAGCUCGAUCACGACAUUGCUGAAGCGGUUGUCACCAAGAGACGAGCCAUUUCGACGCUGGUGGGACAUCAGAAGUGGUGGCGCUUCUACGACCAGCUCAAAUACGGAACUUAUCGACGCAAGCACGGCGCUGACAGCCUGGCGGAGGCAGAGUCCCGCGCAAGACAGAAACUAAUUCAAUUGACCAAGGUUGCCGACAAAUUGGCUUGCGAAUAUCCUCAUUUGGAAGCCCAACUCAAUGAAAUUCGUGACUCACUCAACUAGUCUUGAUUUGAUUUCUUUUUGUUUUAUUUUAUUAGUUGGCUAAAUAGUUGUUCUGGCUCUUCCGCUACGACAUCCACUUGAUAAUGUAGUAGUGUUUCUUUCCUGUUGGGCAAGAAAGGGGAAAACAGUUACAAAUAAAAAGCGAUGUUCAAACACUGA
Messenger RNA from Daphnia pulex (common water flea), 4464 nucleotides. Its product is annotated as coiled-coil domain-containing protein 40-like. The transcript has 12 exons. Lineage: Eukaryota; Metazoa; Arthropoda; Branchiopoda; Diplostraca; Daphniidae. Gene Ontology annotation, cellular component: cytoplasm. Bases 1273 to 4305 code for a protein of 1010 amino acids. The record is from RefSeq and is a predicted model, not a curated record. Gene Ontology annotation, biological process: axoneme assembly.